AUUCGCAUGUGUCAAAUUGGAUAGUAAACAAGUUGACAAAUAUGUCAAGAAAUCAUCGCGGGGAUACUAGCAAUGUAAACCAGAAUUAUAAACUGGUUGUUGUAGGUGGAGGUGGUGUAGGCAAGUCGGCUCUCACAAUACAAUUUAUACAGUCCUAUUUUGUGACGGACUAUGACCCAACAAUAGAGGACUCCUAUGCCAAACAGUGUGUGAUAGAUGAUGAGGUCGCGAGACUUGACAUACUGGACACGGCCGGUCAGGAGGAGUUCAGUGCCAUGCGAGAGCAGUACAUGCGGUCCGGAAUGGGGUUCCUUCUUGUAUACUCUGUAACAGAUAAAAGCAGUUUUGAUGAAAUUUAUAAAUUCCACAAACAAAUAUUGAGAGUUAAAGACCGGGAUGAGUUUCCAAUGAUUAUGGUGGGAAAUAAAUCAGAUUUGGACCACCAGCGGCAGGUGCCAGUAGAAGAAGCUAAGAAGUUGGCCGAUCAGUUAAAAAUCAGUCACAUAGAAGCUAGUGCCAAAAUGAGAAUGAACGUGGAUCAAGCAUUUUAUGAACUUGUCAGAAAAGUCAGGGUGUUUGAAUUUAAUGAGGGACCACCAGUAAAGGCGAAGACUAAAUCCAAAUCCAAGUGCACAAUAUUAUAAUGAUUACCCAAUUUUUUUAUUAUAUAUAUGUAGAAAAAAGAAGCGAAAAUGCUCUGAUAUAUACCCUUGUAUAUAUGUUAUUUAUGUACUAGACUCAAAGUGCCAGUAAUUUUUAAAGAGAACAAAUGAUGUUAUGUACGUAAAACAGAAAACACCCAACAAACUAUUUGUUAUGAUUGUAUAGUAGUAGUUAUUUAAAUAAUAGGAACAACUUAAGUUAAAGCUGCAAUAUUGAAAAUAAAUAUUAUUUAUCGGCAGUUCAACUUAAGGCAGAUAUUUUUAGUAUACACACUGUGUAUUCAAUGAGAAUAUUAAGAAAAGGAUAGCCACAACCCUGAAAUUGAAUACUGUAUCUAAAAUGUGCACGUGUUAAAAGUGCUACAAAUUUAAUGCAGAGAAGUCUUGCAUCUAUUUGUUAUUUGUACCUAGAAUGCCAUUAUUGUUGUUUUUGACUCGCAUACGUUGUGCCAAUAAAGUUUUCUUAAACUGUUCUUUGCAACAAAAUGUAACUGCUUAAAAUUUGACAAUACCUCUCUCAAGAUUUUUUUUAAUGGAAUUUGGUGUCAUCAAGCCCUGUUAUUUCUGGGUUUAACUGUAGAAUUAUUAUAAUUUACAUAUGUUUUUCUUAAAGUUGUGAAUGCUUCAAAGAACAAACUUUUAAUUUUGGAUUGUUUGCAUCAAAAGCCUUUCACAAUUUUGCUUUUUAUAAUACAGAGAAAUAACAAAUUCUGUUCACUGGGAACAACAAGUACUUGGUGUCUUUGGAAAACCCCUGAUAAUGCUCCCUGUGUGGGGAUCAAACCUGAGGCCCCACAGUAGAAUAAUGGCCGCCUUAUCAUUACACCACUGUGACCUUUAGAACUAGUCUAGUUAUGUUGUCUUCAGUAUUGAACAAUAAGUAGCAUCAAUUUUAUGUAAUUUUUGUUUUCUCAAUUUUUCUUUUAAUAACUAAUUUUGGCUGCAUUUAAAUGAACUUAAAAAAACACAAGUUUGUUUUUAAAUGAAAAUUCAGCUUAUGAACAAGAACAUUGUAAAAUAGAUAUUGGUCAUACCAAAGGACAAUAAGGUUUUACAAGAGACCAAACAUUACAUAAUUAUUAUGGUGUGCGCUAAAGUUUCAUAUACCCAUUUGGUAAACUGAUUAAUUUUCAUGUAUUAAAGCUCUUACUUAAGGCAGUGCUUUUUACAAAAACACACAGUCAAUUUAGCUCUUAAUUAGGCUGGAGAUUUUUAAUUUUUAAUUUGAUUUGCUUGUUUGAUAAUUUUAAUGUGAUCUCAUAAUAGUAAGUGAUAUUAUGGCAGUGUUGAUGCCUCAAGAGAACUGUUUCUCAAACCUGGUCAUCCUAUUUGGAAGGACAGUGGUAUGACAUUAACCAAUCAAAAUAGCUCUGAAGUCAUUUAUUGGCCAUUCCAUAGAAUAGUUUUUUUCAUUUUGCAUUUUUUUGCAUGCUUAUGUUGCAGUUAUAAGUGUGAAGAUGUGUUGUUCUUCAACAAUAGUUAUGUUUAUAUUUUUUAUCUUUUGCAAGUUUGACCAACACAUGAUUAAUGCUAUGUAAGAGUGUUUUGAUGGACAUUUGGUGCAACACGACCUUUAGUGACAUUAAGUACCAAACUAUUGAUGUUUGUCUAAUGCUAUUCUUUUUAUUUAACCUUUUACCACUUAGAUAAGUUAAAAAGUUAGAAAGUUAAAUUAAAUCGAAGACCUUUCUUACUAGUUUUACGUUUUAAAGGCUUCAUUUUCAAGCCUUAGAUACUGAUGAGCAGCAAACAGCAUAAAACCUGAACAGACUGUGAGUUACUCACAUGCUGUUCUGGUUUUAUGCUGUUUGCACAUAGCCAUUUCCACUUUGCUUCUGAGUGGGAGAGGGUUAAUGUUACAUUUUUGCUAAAGGCAUUUCUUUGCUAUAUGCUUUGUAAUAAAAAAACGAUUCUAUGCCAUUUAUGACAAUAGAUUCAAAAGUGCAGAGGAUUUUGCUGAAGACCUACAAUAAUAUAAAAUGAGCCAUAUCCUGGGAAAACUGGCAUGUGUGUUAAGUGACCUCACAUAUUAUCCUAUGCAGUCUGCACAAGAUAAUCAGGGACAAUACUCUCUGCGUUUAUAGUAUUUUUUGUUAACAGGAAGUGUCUUCUUAGCAAAAAUCCAGUUUGGGCUGAAAGUGUAAACUCAGAGUAGCCUUAUGGACUGCACAGGCUAAUCUCGGACCCUUUACCCACAUGCCUUUAGCCCUGUUUUCCCACGAGCGAGGCUAAAGUGCCAAUACCUAGUUCAGGCCAAGUUGUGAAAUUUCACUCUAUUCGACUAGCCUUUAAACUUGUUUUUUUUUAUGAGAAACUUUUAUUUGAUAUUGUUCACUUACCAUUUAAUACAAUCAUUCAUUAUGUUUUUAACUUACUGACCCCUAGAAAAGUCUUGUAUAAAACUUAUAUAUUAUGUAUUUCUGAUUUGUUUGACUUGAAGUCACAGCAAUAUCAUUUUGUAAGCAGGAAGUUUGCCUCUUCAGAUUUGUUUUAAAUGAUUAUAGUUUUGUAUAAGAAAGUCUUGCAUGAUAUGCCAAUUAUUAACAUAAAAGUUCUGUUGGUACAUUAAAUUCAUAAAGUAGUUCAUAGACAGUAAAAUACAGUUUGUAUUGAAAUUGUGUUGUUUUAUGAAUGUAUGUUCUCUUGCACUUCAUAUUUACAACUUAUACUCUGCUUAAAUUGGCUGGUAUCAUUAAAUAAAACGAUUCUAUAUACAGUAAAGUCUUGGUAUAUCUAGAUACCAAGUUUUAUACUGGGUAAUAAGAAGUUACCUUUUGCUUUCUAUUUGCAUGUGCUUUUGACAGCCUUCUUGCUUUAAAGGCAAAAUAGGAAGCUAUCAUGAUCUCACUGAACAAAUUCUAGUAACAAAGCUCCAUGUGUUUCUGAAAAAUUGACAAAAAGAUUAUGGAAACAUUUCUGCAUAGUAAGUCUGAGAAGAUAUUUUUGGUCAUGCUUGAAGAAGCUAUUUUCUACAUAUAAUAGGCAUAUCAUUAAUGCUUUCUGAAAUCUAUUGGGAUCCAACAUUUCCAAAUUAGUGAGUUACAUAUAGAUUGGUAAAAUAAAAUUUAAAAAAAUGUUGUUUCAGUUUGCGAGAAAUGAUUAUAAUAAUGAAUAACUGAAUGUCAUUCAAUGCUGCUAUAAAAUGUUAUUUAUAUUAUGUUCAUAUUAAAUAACCUGAAUUUUAUAUUGUACUGUACACUGGACACAAUAUGUUCAAAGGAGAACUGUCAUAAAUACUUAUAUUGUGCACAUUUACUUCUAUUUCCUAUACCAUUGUGUAAUAAAUCAUUAAGAUAUAUGUUUAUUAUUUUUCUGUAUAAAGUGCACACAUUGAUCAUGGUAUUUAUUGAUCAGUUGUUUGAUAUAUUUUCUAGAUGUAUUUUGUAUAUUUUUUUGUAUUCCAGUGUUAAACACAAUUGGGCAGACUAAUUGUCCCAAAUAUGUUUGGUUACAUCUUGAUGUACAUAUUUUAUUGUUUUUAACUCACUGAGUUAAUGUGAUCACCCUAUGCCUGGCUUCCAGUAUCUUGUGUCAUCAACUUUUUGCUUGUUCUCACACAAGAUGCCACAUUUUACAUCCAAUAUUGAGGAAACUUGCUUAGAUAUUUCUUGCUUGAAUGUUUCUUUUGAAAAUAUCUUGGGCAAAUCUGGGUGACAUGUGUUGAAAAACAAUUAUGCCAGGUGAAUUUUUAAAAUACCUUGUAACUCUUGAGGCCAAAUGUAUGACUCAAUCAUAAUGAAACUUGGUCAGAAUGUUAAUCUUUACAGUAUAUAGGCCGAUUUUAGGUAUGGGUCACAUGCGUCCUAAACUAGGUCAUAUGGUCAAAUCUAAAAGAACUCUUAAUACCACCAUCUUGACAAUAAAUAGACUGAGUUAAAAUCUGGGUAAUGUGCAUCCAAAAACAGGGUCACCAGGUCAAAUAUUAGAAAAAAACUAUGAUCAAUCUAGAGGCAACAUUUAUUACUCAAUCUUGAUGAAACUUGAUCAGAAUGAUAAUCUUUACAAUAUAUAGACCAUUUAUAAGAAUGGGUCAUGCGUUUCCAAAAACUAGGUAUUGGAUUCAAAUCUUAGAAAAACUUGGUCACAUGUGUCUCAAAACUCGGUCACCAGGUCAAGUUUUGACAAAUGGUAUUCCAGGAGGUAAGCACAUCUGGGUCAUAAUUGGUAAUAUUUUCUUAAAUAAUUUUUUAUCGAGACUUUUGUUUUUGUUCAUUAUGCAGAUACUCAAUAUAAAAGUUUAAAAUAGUAAGCUUCUUAAAUAAUAAUAAGAAGAAGAACAAGAAUAAUAAAUUGUACAGAAGUAUUUUUUUUUUUAAAUAAGCAAAAGCAUAUACAAUUGUUGUAUGUAAAUAAGUCAAGAUCUCGGCCUUUGUUGUAAUAAUGAAUAUAUGUUUACAAAAAAGAACAUAAAAAUUUAAAAUGAGUUAUAAUAUAGCUAAGUAAUUCAUUUACAAGAAUAUUUUACUUACCUUAUUGUUUCUUGCCUUCCAAUGGUAAUGGGGGCUAUAUAGGAGUCACUUUGUCGGUCGGUCUGUAUGUCGGUCUGUUGGUCUGUCCUGAAAGCUUGUUUGGGCCAUAACUAAGUUGUUCAUUGUGAGAUUUAAAAAUCAUUCAACACAAUUGUUCACCAUCAUUGGACGGUGUGUCGCGCGAAAGAAUUACGUCGAUAUCUCAAAGGUCAAGGUCACACUUUUGAGUUGAAAGGUAAAAAAUGGCCAUAAAUGAGCUUGUCCGAGCCAUAACUUUGUCAUUUGUUGUGAGAUUUUAAAAUCAUUUGGCAGAUUUGUUCACCAUCAUUGGACGGUGUGUCGCGCAAAAAAAUAACGUUGAUAUCUCCAAGGUCAAGGUCACACUUUGAGUUCAAAGGUCAAAAAUGGCCAUACAUGAGCUUGUCCGGGCAAUAACUAUGUCGUUCAUUGUGAGAUUUUAAAAUCAUUUGGCACAUUUGUUCACCAUCAUUGGACGGUGUGUCGCGCGAAAGAAUUAGGUAGAUAUCUCCAAGGUCAAGGUGACACUUUGAGCUCAAAGGUAAAAAAUGGCCAUAAAUGAGCUAAUGUCUGGGCCAUAACUAUGUCAGUCAUUGUGAGAUUUUUGAAAUCAUUUGGCACAUUUGCUCACCAUCAUUGGAUGGUGUGUCACGGGAAAGAAUUAUGUCGAUAUCUCCAAGGUCAAGGUCACACUUUGAGUUCAAAGGUCAAAAAUGGCCAUAAAUGAUAAUGGCAUAACAAUUCUUAAAAGUUGCCAUAAAUUAGCUUCUCUUGUUUUGUGAAGACAGCAUGCAAAAUAGUCUGUGUCAAUGCAGCAGGUGGGGGUGUACGUCACGUCUGUGACAAAGCUCUAGUUAUACCCCCAUUACCAAUGGUAAUGGGGGCUAUAUAGGAGUCACUUUGUUGGUCAGUCUGUCUGUUGGUCUGUCUGUCGGUCUGUCCUGAAAGCUUGUCCGGGCCAUAACUAAGUUGUUCAUUGUGAGAUUUCAAAAUCAUUCGGCACAAUUGUUCACCAUCAUUGGAAGGUAUGUCGGGCGAAAAAAUUACGUCGAUAUCUCAAAGGUCAAGGUCACACUUUGAGUUUAAAGGUCAAAAAUGGCCAUAAAUGAGCUUGUCCAAGCCAUAACUUUGUCAUUUAUUGUGAGAUUUUAAAAUCAUUUGGCAGAUUUGUUCACCAUCAUUGGACGGUGUGUCGCGCAAAAAAAUAACGUCGAUACAUGUUUGUUCACCAUCAUUGGACAGUGUGUCACGCGAAAGAAUUAGGUGGAUAUCUCCAAGGUCAAGGUGACACUUUGAGCUCAAAGGUAAAAAAUGACCAUACAUGAGCUAAUGUCUGGGCCAUAACUAUGUCGUUCAUUGUGAGAUUUUUGAAAUCAUUUGGCACAUUUGGUCACCAUCAUUGGAUGGUGUGUCACGGGAAAGAAUUACGUCGAUAUCUCCAAGGUCAAGGUCACACUUUGAGUUCAAAGGUCAAAAAUGGCCAUAAAUGAUAAUGGCAUAAUAAUUCUUAAAAAUUGCCAUAAAUUAGCUUCGCUUGUUUUGUGAAGACAGCAUGCAAAAUAGUCUGUGUCAAUGCGGCAGGUGGGGGUAUACGUCACGUCUGUGACAAAGCUCUAGUUUUUCAUUAUUUAGUUUUUAUAAUCUUAGGUCAUUAUUCUUGAAUUCCAAAAUUUUCAUGCGUUAAACCAUCAAACGAAAAUAGUUGAUUAUGAUUGUGUUAUUAUUAAAUGAUUGUGUUAUUAGUUAAUGUAUAAUAUGAGGUGAAAAAUUUUCAAAUUAAUUUAAUUGAAAAUAUUUUUUACAGCAUUUUUCCAAUGUCAAUGACAAUUUUGUGUCAUCUGUAUGUACAUAAUACCAUACUUACAUAGGUUUAUCUUGUUUUGGGUAAAAAUUAGAAUCGAUUAUGGUAACGGAGUUCUUUUCUAAUUGUUUGUCUGUGUUAAUUCCCAAAACCUUUUUUUCCAACAAUAGAAUACUGGUGCUUAGUAGUUCAUAAAUUGAAUUUAGUUCUGUAGUUGAAGAAGGAAGUCACAUUUUAUUUAAAUUAUCUCUCUCUAUAUAUAUAAUGUAUAGGGCAUGAAUCAAAUGAUAUUAAUUUGUGCAACAUUAAGUCCUGGUCAUUUUUCAUUUUUGUUAAUGUAUGCAGUAGAUCGUCUUCAAACGCGCACUUCUUAUUUAGUCACCUAGAUAAUUAAAUAAACUUGCUUUUGUGUUAAUAUUUACUGCAGUGCUCUCUAACAAAAUUUAGUUUAGCUUACAUGUUUACUUGGUGAGAUUGUAUUUGAGGCACCAGAUUGUUAGUUGUUUACUUGAAGGGUCAGAAUCGGAAAAAAGUAGAUUGUGAAGGCAUUGGAUAUAGUAAGCUGUUAACUAGACAAGAUAGUAUUUAAGGCAGUGGGUAGUAUGCUUUUUACUAUGUGAGACCGUAUUGGAGUCAGUUGAUAAAAGUUGUUUAGUUCAAGAAAUGAUAUUUGAGGCAGUGGAAAGAGAGCUGUUUACUUGGUGAGAUGGUAUUGGAGGAAGUAGAUAUAAUAGUGAGAUGUGAACUUGUUGAGAUAGUACUGGAGGCAGUAGAUAGUAAGCUGUUUACUUGGUGAGAUAGAACUGGAGUGAGUGGCUAAUUAGCUGUUUAAUUAAAGAGAUAGUACUGGAGGCAGUGGAUAGUAAGCUGUUGACUUGGUGAGCUAUAAUUGGAAUGAGAAGCUAGUAAGCUGUUUACUUGGUGAGAUAGUACUAGAGGCAGUGGAUAGUAAGCUGUUUACUUGGUGAGAUAGAAUUGGAGUGAGUGGAAAGUAAGCUGUGUACAUGGUGAGAUAGUACUGGAGGCAGUAGAUAGUAAGUUGUUUACUUGGUGAGGUAGUACCUGAGGCAGUGGAUAGUAAGAUGUUUACUUUGUAUACUGUGUAGAAGGAUGAUGAAAUGAUUGAUUUUUAAAAAGCUUUUUAUCAUUCCAUAUUUAUUUAACAUGUUAUUGUUUUUGCCAUUUUUUACUGAUAUAACUUAUUUCCAUGUAUAAACACAAACAACAAUGACAACAUUUUUUUUUAAGUUUUCAAAAUGCAUUAGUUAAAGGUGCUUGUCAAUCGAAUAAAUGUUUACCAUCCACUUGUAACGAAAUUACCACAUACCAAAUGUAUAAUAUAUACUUAUAAAUAUACUUACCAUUCUGAACAGACCAUCAUCAUUUGUGUAUUUAUUUUAUUUUAUCCUUGCACAUGAUCAUCUUUUUAUUAAUAUCUGUUAGUCACCCAACACAUGCAUUGUCUAGUCAUGAGCUUAUAUAACAACACAUUAAAAGUAAAACAGUUACUUAACUGUUAACAACAUUUUGCAAUUACCUUGCAAUGUUAUAAGUACAUAGUUAUGAUAUUUUGACAGUGAUAUUUGUGUUAAUAACUUAGGUUAGGGCUUCCAGGGCCCUUGCUACACUUUUGGGGAUUGAGACUGGGGCCCUUAGAGGGGGGAAUUUCCGUCGUUUUGGGCAAAAAGGGGAAUUUUAGAUCUUACACCAACCAUUCAACACUAAAAAAUGCUAUAUUUUAAUGUAAUUUACAUAAAUAUAAUCAAUGGUUAAUAGCAUGAUACCAGCUGGCAACAUAGGUAUAAAAUAAAAAUAAUUUUUUUUUUUUUGGAGGGGGAAUUUUUAGCUGAAAUAGGGGAAAAAAGUAUACUAUUUUAAGGGGGGAAUGGGGCCGAAUUUCGGCCACAAAAACGGUCAAACGAGGGCCCUGGCUCCAGUUAGUUUUAUUUAUUUAAUUUAUAGUGCUGCAAAUAGAUAAUGUUGUCAAAGGUCAAAAUAUAAAUUAAUCAAUUGUUUUCUCGCAAAAUCUUUCUUAAUGCUGCUCUUUAUGCAUUGGAAUCUAUCAAAAACGUCACUAAAGCGUUUUUUGUAUUUUACAAAUACUAUUUGUUUUAUUGGAACUAACAAAUUCUAUUAUGUCAAUUAUCAUGAUAAGAUUUGCAUUUUAAUCAUUGCUUGUAACAACACAUCUAAAACAUCGUUUGACUCAUUAUUUGUUUGAUGCUUAGCAAUAGACUUGUUUUUUUACUCAGCGAUACAUGCAUAUUGUCAUGUGCUACAAUUAUUUUCCUUGUCGUUAUGAUUAUGUUGUUUUUUAUUCCAUAUAUGUGUAUUGUAUUUAUUUAAGAAUGAAAAAUACAUUAAAUGUACAUCACGAUU
Molecule: messenger RNA, 9329 nt
Organism: Dreissena polymorpha
Lineage: Eukaryota; Metazoa; Mollusca; Bivalvia; Myida; Dreissenidae
Product: ras-related protein R-Ras2-like
Exons: 6
Coding region: 42-644 (200 amino acids)
Biological process (GO): signal transduction
Cellular component (GO): plasma membrane
Molecular function (GO): GTPase activity; GDP binding; GTP binding
Source: RefSeq, a predicted model, not a curated record